UCGUUUGGACGAAUGGCACCUGUUGCGUUCAAAGGGAAGCCGGGAGGCCAGUAUAGCAAUCCGCUGAUCCGUACCGCGCCUACUUAAUAGGGUAGCCAACGCGAAGUUGGUGCUUACGCCAUCACUCCAUUCAUUUCGUCUUCCCGAGAGAGUUGCACGCUGAAAAAUAAAAAAAAACAACGAAGAAUAACGCAUUGGUCUGUCCUCUUUUACUAUCUCGGUGACGCUUCUACAGUCCUUAGGACCCUGGGGCUCAUCUGGCAGUGAUGCGCCUACUUCCGAGGCGUCGCCUGUCCCCCCUGAAGCUGGUGUUGCUGGGCGGCACGCUUUUCAUGCUCGUACUGGUGGUCCUGCAGAGGGAUGUGGGCAGUGGGACCCAGGAGCCCUGGCUGGAGGACCUCUCGCACCGGAAGGAGCGCGUGAUGGAGAUGGUGCGCGGGGCCAUCAACAACUUCCCCUUCCAGAUCAGAGCUCCACAGCCCCCGCUAGCAGAGAGGUCUCCCACUAUCGACGAGAACUGCCCCCCAGGCUUCUACACGCAAGCGCAGCUCAUGCCCUGGAUACAGAGGCCUGCAGAGGACGCCCAAAGCCCUGGAGCAGGGGGCCAGGCUUUCCAGAAGGACGAGCUCACCAAGGCCGAGGAGAAGGAGAAGGAGGAGGGAAUGACCCGCCACUGUUUUAACCAGUUCGCGAGUGACCGGAUCUCUCUGCACCGCAGCCUCGGCGAUGACACGCGGCCACCAGAGUGUGUGGAUCGCAAGUUCAAGCGGUGUCCCCCGCUCCCGACGACCAGCGUGAUCAUCGUGUUCCACAACGAGGCCUGGUCCACGCUUCUUCGCACCGUCUACAGCGUGCUGCACACAUCCCCAGCCUUGCUGCUGAAGGAGAUCAUCCUCGUGGACGACAAGAGCACAGCAGAUCACCUUCACUCCCAGCUGGACGAGUAUGUAAAGAUGUUGAAGAUCGUCAGAGUGGUGCGUCAGCCAGAGAGAAAGGGGCUCAUCACAGCGCGGUUGCUGGGGGCCAGUCACGCCCAGGGCGAGAUCCUCACCUUCCUGGAUGCCCACUGUGAAUGCUUCCAUGGUUGGCUUGAACCACUGCUCGCUAGGAUUGUAGAAGAACCGACAGCUGUCGUGAGCCCUGACAUCACCAGCAUUGACCUGAACACCUUCCAGUUUAACAAGCCUGUGGCCAGUGCACGUGCCCACAACCGUGGAAACUUUGACUGGAGCCUGACCUUUGGCUGGGAGGCUAUUCCUGACUAUGAGAAGGCAAAGCGUAAGGAUGAAACCUAUCCUGUCAAAACUCCAGCCUUUGCUGGUGGCUUGUUUGCCAUUUCUAAAGCCUACUUUGAGAAGAUCGGAACAUACGACGACAAAAUGGAGAUAUGGGGUGGAGAGAACGUGGAGAUGUCCUUCAGGGUGUGGCAGUGUGGUGGUCAGUUGGAGAUCAUCCCAUGUUCGGUGGUGGGGCAUGUCUUUCGCACCAAGAGUCCACACACCUUCCCCAAGGGCACUGAGGUCAUCACCCGUAACCAGGUACGCCUGGCUGAGGUGUGGAUGGACGACUACAAACUCAUCUACUACCGCCGCAACCAGCAGGCAUCAAAAAUGGCCAAAGAGAAGAACUACGGUGACAUCUCCGACCGGCUGAAACUCCGAGAAAGUUUGCAUUGCAAAAACUUUUCCUGGUAUUUGAACAACGUUUACCCGGAGGUUUUUGUUCCCGAUCUGGUCCCUGUUCAGUUUGGAGCAAUCAGGAACAUGGGGUCUCAGUACUGUGUGGAUGUAGGGGAAGAUAACAAUGGAGGAAAGCCAGUCAUCAUGUACCCCUGCCACAACAUGGGUGGGAACCAGUACUUUGAGUACUCGUCACGCAAAGAGCUGCGACAUAACAUAGCCAAGCAGCUGUGCUUGCAUGCUAGACCCUUUCCGGACCAGGUGAAGGUGGAACUUUGCCAGCUGCAGGGACGCGGCACCAGCAUCGCUCCCGAGCAGGAGUGGGUCUGGGUCAAGGGGAGGAUGUUGAGGAAUCCUUCCUCUGAUCAGUGCCUACACCUGAAAGAUGGUCAGAUAGUAAUGAGCCCCUGUAAUGCGGAAGACCUGUACCAGCACUGGGCGUUCAGCUGACCCCUCCUAUCCAGCAAGGAUGUCGGUGUUCGUGACCGCAAUAUCGGGACAACCUUAACGUAACUCACCACUGUAUGGGUAUUCUAUAUCCACGCUAUGGCAAGACCAAAGACCUCAGCAUUUUGCAUGUGUUGACGGGACGCUCAGGGCGAUAGAGCAGAAAUGCUGUCUCUGAUGUACAGGACAUAAGCACACCUGACAGCAGUGUUUACAUGAAGCCAAACCUUUAUUGUACAGAACCUUUUUUUAUGAUGGUUAUAUUUAUGUUUUUAAAAAAAAAAAAAAAAGGAAAUAUUUUUGAGAAUUCCACUCUUGAUGGGACAUUGUAUAGGUGAUGUGUCAUAAAAGAAUUCAUUUAUAAAUUAUAGGUUGUCCAGUCAGGGUUGCAGUAUCUCCAAAAGGCUGAUUUCCAUGAGGUGAGAUUUUUCAGUUAGCCAAGUAAAGAAAGCCAAAAAAGGUUUGGGCAGUCAUUACGGACGUGUUUUACCUCCUCACCUACUGGACCGGGCAGGGUGCUUAUUCAGCUGGUGAGGCAAGCAUCUUAAUUCAGUUCCUGUGAUAAGUUUAGUCAUUGUUACUUUGUUUUAAUUAAAGAUUCCAUAUCUUUAUUAUUGGACAGAAUAUUGAAUGUAUUAAUUUUUUUUUUCUUCUUCAACAAUGCCAAUGAUAUUUUUGACCAACUGUUACUCAUGUGCCUGCAUUCUCUAAUUAUUCUUUGAAAUAACUUUUUUAUUGUAAUGUAAAUGUUAUUACAGUAUAAAUAUUAUAAUAAGAACAGGGUCCUAAUAAUGUGUGUGUGUGUGUGUUACUCAGGUUACUCAAAUUAAUACCACUGGAUUUUUUUUUUCAGAAUAUUAAUCAUCUUUCUUUUCAUCACAUAAUGUUUAUUUCCACCCACUGCAACCCCCUGCCAAAUGAAUGAUAAUUAAAAAAAAAAAACCUUAUUAUUAAUGAAGAAUGUAUCAAAUGAACACUGUUUAACCUUUAUUAAACUUGCAUAAUUUUU
Electrophorus electricus (electric eel) is the source of this 3135-nucleotide messenger RNA. It is a transcript of the gene galnt6, whose product is annotated as UDP-N-acetyl-alpha-D-galactosamine:polypeptide N-acetylgalactosaminyltransferase 6 (GalNAc-T6). NCBI's taxonomy places the organism in Eukaryota, Metazoa, Chordata, Actinopteri, Gymnotiformes, Gymnotidae. Gene Ontology annotation, biological process: protein O-linked glycosylation. Gene Ontology annotation, cellular component: Golgi apparatus. The record is from RefSeq and is a predicted model, not a curated record. Gene Ontology annotation, molecular function: polypeptide N-acetylgalactosaminyltransferase activity.